CCUUUCGAUGUGUCUAGGUCGGCCUGCAGCAGUCUUGUCCCCGGCGAGUGUUUCACUACAGAGAUGGCAGCGAAAGUGUGUAGGUCGGUGCUCCUGUUGUCCCGAAGCAGCGGAGCGACGGCCGGUAGCCUCCCCGCACUUGUCUCGUCACAGCGGCGACAUCAGCACAUACGACCGGACGUUCUGUCUGCUCCGCUCAGCCGCCAGACUGUCAGGAGAGCACAUGGCCUACGGUCAGCACCCCACUCCACACUCUUCACCCAGCCUCCCACUGCCCUGUCUCCACAGGUUUGGAGGGGCGGCUCCUCAUGGCAUGGCCAGAGACUGUUGUGUUCCUCCGCUGCUCCAGAAGAGGUGACGGUGGUGUAUCAGAACGGACUGCCGGUGAUCUCAGUCAGUUUGCCUUCCAGGCGAGAGCGCUGUCAGUUCACCCUCAAGCCUCUCAGUGACUGUGUGGGAGUUUUCCUGCAACAGCUCCAGGCAGAGGACAGAGGCAUUGACCGGGUAGCCAUCUACUCCAUAGAUGGAGCGAGGGUUGCCUCCUCCACGGGUAUAGACAUCCUGCUGCUGGAUGAUUUCAAACUCGUCAUCAAUGACACCACACACCUCGUGCGGCCACCAAGGAGAGAGCUGCUGCCCCACGAGGAGGCAGAAAGGCUGAACGACGUCAAGUUCCUGGUGCAGCAGCUCUACACCACCCUGCGCAUCGAGGACCACCAACUUAGCAAAGAGCGCGAGCUGAUUGGACGACUGGAGGACCUCAACUCUCAAAUCCGCCCUUUAGAAAAGGUGAGGGAGGAGUUGAGUAAGAAGGCAGAGCGGCGUACCACCUGGGUGCUGUGGGGAGGCAUGGCUUACAUGGCCACCCAGUUCGGGAUCCUGGCCCGGCUCACUUGGUGGGAAUACUCCUGGGAUAUCAUGGAGCCCGUCACCUACUUUAUCACUUAUGGCACAGCCAUGGCCAUGUAUGCCUACUUUGUGCUGACACGCCAGGUGGAGUUGGAUCUGAAGCGUCUUCGGGAUCCACUCCAGCUCCAGCUCCCGGUCCCUCAGCUCACCGCCAGUAAAAAUUGAUAGAACGAGUGACUCCCUCCUUUCUCAGCUCCUACAAGCCCCUCUCCCUCCUCCCUCCUACCGUCCAACACCCUUCUCCCUCUCCUUUCACCCUCAGCUAUUUCUCAGUCUCCUCCCCCUCUCCUCUAACUCCCAUCCCUCCCACACCCAAUUAUCCCAUCCCUUUCUCGACUGUGGGAGUUAGUUUUUUCUCUCUUUUUGUUUUUCUUUAUUUUUGAUUUAUCUUUUUACUUUCCUGACUGAAAACUCCAGUUGGAAUCACAAGUAAAGGAAAAAAAUGCUAAAUGACAAAGAAGGAUGAUGAGAAUACCAGGAAGUGAGGUCUCGUACAGGCGAAGGUUGUCGAGGAUAACGAAAAGGACGAUGAUGAUUAUAAUGGAAUAAAACUGGCCAAAUGCCUCAAGUCUCCAGAGGGACAGCCUGUAAGGAACUCCAGGGGGAUAUCGGGAAUUAUCACACCUCUAGACACUCCAGGACAGAGGACAUGCAGAGGGGCAUUGUUGAGUGUUUGUGUGCGUGUGUGGAGAGGAGGGCGGACUUUCAGGGUACACUGGGACAACGACCCUGGCCACGCUGCGGAUCGACACAGCAGUACACUCCCCCUCUUCACUGAGCAGUCAAACUGUGAACACACACACACCUACUCAUUGUCGGGGCAGGCUCCGGGGAGACUCUCUGUCCCACAUGUUAAAGUUUACACAGACAUCCUUACUGCAGUCGCACCAUCAGGGAGACCUUCAUCUCCCUGUAGCUGAACUGCUGCCUCUCUCUCCCUGGGCCGAGCCUCCUCCAGGUGACGGACAGCUGUCCUUCCACGUGUGACCUUUGUCAAGAGCUUGUCUACCCGGCAGGAUGUAGGCGCAGCAACGCCUCGUUUCCUCUUCCUGUUGACGUCCUGUAGCGGGCCCGGUCUGCGCAAGUAUGAGAAGUACUUCCGACAACAACAUCACUGUGUGUUCUUUUAUUCCAAAAAAAAUAUUUUGGCACUUUUUAUUUUGAAAGCCAUAGUAUAUUUGUUAUGAGAAGAAUAUAAAUAUAUAUAUGUAUACAAUCAAAUAAACAGAUGACCAGAGGCUAGUUUCUUUCAGUGGGGGGAGGAGCUCUCUUAAGCACGUCAUUUUAUGUGAAAACUCGUUUGCAUCUCCUGUCAUGAAGGAACAUCCUGCUACGUCGCGUACGAACACUGAAGAAGAACAUUAUAAUGUAUGCUAUUUCAUAUCUUUUCGUGAGAAACAUCAUAUAUUUCACAGCAACAGGCUCCUGUGCAUGGCCACCAAUAGGGGGCGAACAAUAUCAAAGCCAAAUCAGGGUGAAAAUGGCUUUGAUUGGAACUGCAAUCCCAUCCCUGACCUCUGCACUAUACUAUAGACGGGAGGAAAAUUAAAGAAAAAAACAACAUUAAGUGUGUUAGUAAAGUGUAUGGCCACUGUACGUACCAGAACACCUCUGCAUUUAUUAUACUGGAGGGAUGAAUGCCAUUAUUUCAGAAGAUAUGUGUUUGUGUUUUGACAGUGGUGGUAGGGAGCGCUAUAUAAUAGGCUGGGUGGAGAUCUGGUGACUAUGAAGGCCACUGCACAUGAUACACAUCAUUUAAUAACUUACACAUAUGGAUGGGGGCAUCAUUGUCCUUUUUCUCUACUCGUUAUUAAGGCAUUUCCUUUAAUUUGUCACCCGUCUGUAGCUGCUAACAUAAGGAGGUUAAGAUGAUGAGAUCAUUGCGUCAGACAAACCUACAGGCAUGCUAUGGUUUAAUAUGUCUGAAGAACUGAAUGCCUUUAAAGAAAAGAUAAUUUUCAGUCUACAGGAGGAGCUGAAUUCGCCUGCAGUUCAAUAUCUUCUUUUCAGAGAAAAUAACAAAAGGAUACAUCUAUAACAAGAAGCAUCAUCACAUUGUUUCACAGAGAAUUUUCGUCGUCAUCCUAAAAUAAAGCCAGAGCUUUCUCCUCCCACUGUUGCUGUAAUGCCCCCCUGCUCCCUUGAUGGCAAGGCAGGGUAGACUGCAUGCUGUGGUAUGCCCUCAGUAGAAAUUUGUGAAUGUGUAGGAGCAUUAUUGCAAUUUUGUACUUAAUUGGACACUUUUAUUUGCCACAUCUAGCUGAAGUCUCACCCCCCCUUAAUCAGUUAAAUCAAAGCAUAUAUUUGUGUUGUCCAUUUUUGGGGGGGUGGGGGGUUGUCACUGAAGAAACCCUUUGUCGGCUUCACUUAGUGUUCUGUUCAGGGUUAGGAGUGGUGGCCCUCUCUUCGCUCCCCAUUUAUGUCUCCAAAAAAAAAAAAAAAAGGUGUCAAAGCCAGUUAUGCAGCUGUAGAUCACAUCUGCAGAGGGGAAGCACAACAACAUGAUGCCCCCCCCCUGCACACAGACACAACAUCGUGUGCAUGCACGUGUGUGAGCAGUUGGCUGAAUCCUGCUGAGGAGGUUCUAGUGUUUAACUCUGGAUUUAUUCUAGUAAUAAAAUGCAUGGUUUUGGGUCAAAUCAGAAGUUAUGCCAAAGCAGGAUUCGGUCCAGUCAUUUACUGUGUGUGUGUGUUCACUCCAAGGGAAACUGUGCCUUUUGGAUGAUUAAUGGUUUAAAGGUUCAGUGUGUAGAAUUCAGUGAGAUCUAGUGGUGAAGUUGCAUGUUGCAGUUUAAUUCCUAUCACUUCACCCUCCCCUUCCAGACAUGAAACAGAACCUGUGGCAGCCUUCAGUUGUCAUAAAAACUUAAAAGGUGUUUGUUCGUCCAGUUAAGACGACUGUAAAAAACAUGGCAGCCUCCAUAAAGAGGACCUGCUCCCAAUGUAAAUAUAAUGUAUUUCAAUAUAAAGGGCCCAUUCUAGGGUAAAGAAAACAACAUUUGUACAAUUUAGAUGGAACACACUAGUGAAAACAACUAGGAUUAUUUUAUAUUCAAUUUCUGCCAAUAGAUCCCUUUCACCUAAAUCGUACACACUGGACCUUUAAAUGGUGUAACCCAUAUAGCAACAACAGCAGCAGUGAGAAAGUGAAUCUCUUAUUUAGAAAACCACCAUCAUAAAAAGGGUUAAAUCACAAUGUUUGGAACCAGAAAUCCAUCUUGCUGUGUGCAUGCGUGUGCGUGCACGUACAUGUACAUAGGAUCCAGGUUGACAAAUGGUGAGGGGCAAAGUUCAGAUCCACACAUUAAUGAAUACUUUGCCCUUAAUCCCUGCCCAUCCCACUUCAUAGCCGUCAUUAGCUCUAAAUCCACACGCACACACACUAACUUACACACACAAAGCGACGACGGCGACAGUGUUUCCUUGGAGACGUACUGUGUCAGGUGAGAGAGUUGAGGCCUCUCUCUGGAGUCCAAUCCUCCCCUCUGCUGUUUCCACACCACACUUCUCUCCAUCACCACCACCACCUCCUCUUUUCUUUUCAUUACGCCAUCCACCGUUAAUUUCCUUUGUUGUUCUCUUCACUUUUACUUUUUAAAAACAAAAUAUAUCAAAUAUAGGGAAACUUUAUUAUAAAGAGGGUGUUGCAUGAAUGUAUGUUUACAAGGGAAAUUAUGUAAAAAUAAAAAAGAUGAUUUAUCCAAAAAAGAACAAAAAAACAAGCUGCAAAGAUAAUUUAAGAACGUUGUUUGUAGAGAUUCCUAGUUAUAAAGGGCAGUGGACAGGGCUGCGUCUUUAGAAGCCGCCCUGCCAAAUCUGAAUUAAUCCCAGCCAACCAACUGCUCCAACCUCAUCCAACCCCAGUCCCAUCUUCACCUUAUUUACUCCUGUGAACCAGCCAUCAGCGCACGUUUAAACUCCCCAGUAAGAUCAUUGUCCGUCCUCGUGGAGGAUGGAUGGUGAAAGCUUUACAUCCCCUUGACCUCCAUUACUAUCGUCCUGGAUCUCAGUCCAAAGAAAAAGUGUCAGGUGCACUCUCAUCUUAUUGGGGAACACCUCCUCUCCUGUCAUUUUCACUCACCCUCACCCUUGAUUUUUCUUCUCCAAAAAUCACAUUAUUACUCCAGGUUUUUAAAUGUGUGUUAUGUUUUGGAUAUCUUGUUUGUGUGCACUUACAUUAAGACAUGUUUGAAAAUGCCUAAAGAGUGAAGCUGAAUAUAGGAUUGAAAUGAUCUUGUACUCCAUCCUGACCUCUUAUUUUAUUUUUGUUUCACUCAGCCUUCUUUUUUGUUUUUCUUCUGUUGACAUAUGAUGCUGUAAUGUUGGCAAAAAAGAAAAAUGUAAAAUCCUGUAUCAUUUAUGAAAUAUGUAUAAAAGAGAAAUGUAAUUCAAUUAUCAAUAAAAUCCUUAUCCAG
Messenger RNA from Paralichthys olivaceus (Japanese flounder), 5324 nucleotides. Lineage: Eukaryota; Metazoa; Chordata; Actinopteri; Pleuronectiformes; Paralichthyidae. The record is from RefSeq and is a predicted model, not a curated record.